UCUCGCUUCACAUUUGCCUUUAGGGGCGAAGGAACCCCAGUCUUUCUCUGCAUCCUAGGAAUUGACCGUCGUUCCUAAUAGUUACUGCAAGUGUGGCUGCAGGCUUCAGCCCCGGCCGGGUCAGCCAAAGCAGAAAUGCCAGAAAAGGAGAACAACUUCCCCCCGCUGCCGCGGUUCAUCCCGCUGAAGCCCUGCUUCUACCAGAACUUCUCCGACGAGAUCCCCAUCGAGCACCAGGUCCUGGUGAAGAGGAUCUACCGGCUGUGGAUGUUUUACUGCGCCACCCUUGGGGUCAACCUGGUUGCCUGCCUUGCCUGGUGGAUCGGCGGGGGCUCAGGAGCCAACUUCGGCCUGGCCUUCCUGUGGCUGCUGCUCUUCACGCCCUGCGGUUAUGUGUGCUGGUUCCGACCUGCCUACAAGGCCUUCCGGGCCGACAGCUCCUUUAACUUCAUGGCGUUUUUCUUCAUCUUUGGAGCACAGUUUGUCCUGACCGUCAUCCAGGCCAUCGGCUUCUCGGGAUGGGGCGCAUGUGGUUGGUUGGCAGCGAUUGGCUUCUUCCAGACCAGCGUGGGGGCUGCCGUGGUCAUGCUGCUUCCGGCCAUCAUGUUCUCCCUGUCUGCUGCUAUGAUGGCCAUCAUGAUUGUGAAGGUGCACAGGAUCUACCGAGGGGGUGGCGGAAGUUUCCAGAAGGCGCAGACAGAGUGGAACACGGGUGUUUGGCGGAACCCGCCAUCGAGGGAGGCCCAAUACAACAACUUUUCAGGGAACAGCCUGCCUGAGUACCCCACCGUGCCCAGCUACCCAGCCAGUGGCAGCCAGUGGCCCUAGAGAGUGCCAGCCAGCCCUUCUGCUGCCCACUGCCUCCCUCCACUGCCUUGUCCAGAGAGCCCAAGUGUCUGUCCCCAUAGCCCUCCCAGGAGGGCCCCAGCGGGGGCCACAGACCCCAUGUCCAUCUCACGCCCAAAGCAGGGCUCCUCGCAAGCACUGCCUGGCAGGACGCCCUCUGGAUCCUGGAAACAUGUCACCUUGACAUCCCCUCAAGGCAGCCCACAGCCCUGUCUCUCCUGGUCACAGAGGCGUGACCCGCUGGAGCCCCCGGGGAGAAGGCAGAGCAGCCUGGCCUCGGCUCCAUCUCACACCCCCUGCCCUGCGCCCUGUGACCAGGGCAGCAGCCCUGACCCAGGAGGUGGCCUCACAGCGCCAGGCUUUCUUUCCCCUGGGGCGACGGAGGGGCUUGAUGUACAGCCCGGUCUUCGAUAUUUUUGUCAUCUCCCAAGUCCCCAUCGUCCUGCAUCUGACGGCCCUUGGUGACCAGCACACAGAUGGUCAGAGGCAGAUCCCGCCCCCUCAGCCUGGCGGAGGUCUGUGCUGCGCCCCCAGGCUCUCCCUUCACUCCUGCCUGAGGGUGUAAUUGUGGGGACACCUUCCCCCUCCUGGCCAGGGACCUCGGGCAAGACCCACCUGCACCCCAAAUCCAGGACCCAGUUGCUAUGGUGGAGGAGAGAGGCUCCCCCAGACCCAGCAACCCCAGAGGAAAACAGUUACCAUCUCCGCAGAGCCCGUGGGGCCGCCUGUCCCCAGCACAGGAGGGUAACGCUGGAACCCGGAGGCUCCUGUUGAGACAUCGGAGCUGAAGAACCUUUUUCUCAGUCUGCGGGAAGCAGAGACGGUUUCUCAGGAGACAAAGCCCAAGAGUGGCCUUUUCCGAGGAGUUGAGAUGUGAUACAUCCCUGUGCCUUAUCGAGGAAUUUCAGCAAACGUCACUAUUGUUUUCUUCAAUCCUUCUAACUCUCCUCGAGGCAGUUUUGUCCGACUCGAAAGAGCUGAAACACAUCUCGGGGAUUUCCACGGGACCUUUGAUAAGGGUUAGGCCAAAAAGAAGCCUUUGCCGAGUCACCUUUUGUUGCUCGCCAGCUAUGUCCUGGGGCACCCUGGGCCGCUGCCCCUAUCCCCCGACCACCCCCCGCAGGACAGGGGCCUCCCAGCACCUGCCAUGCACCCCCCACGCUCAUUUGCUUUGGCUGCUGUGCCAAACGUCCUUGGUGCCCAAAGGUGGCCACGGUGCCGGGGUGGGAGGGAAGGAAGCCAGGAUAGGAAACCCUGCGGCCACAGAUCUGUGCCUUGGGUCGUCUGUCCUCAGGUUACACCUCUGGCCGACCCCUUGCCAAGAGGCACCCACUCAGCUGGCCACGAGGCUGAGUGUCAGCUCGCCCGGGGCUACUAACAGCAGGUGCAGGGGCCUUAGGGUACCUGGCAGUGCCCGCCCACCCAGCUGUGCUUUGCCCUUAUAACGACGUGGGGGUUUUUGUUACAUGAACAUACCUGGAAAUAAAUAUUUCUGCAUCAGACCGA
Molecule: messenger RNA, 2352 nt
Organism: Propithecus coquereli (Coquerel's sifaka)
Lineage: Eukaryota; Metazoa; Chordata; Mammalia; Primates; Indriidae
Gene: SCAMP4
Product: secretory carrier membrane protein 4
Exons: 7
Coding region: 136-828 (230 amino acids)
Biological process (GO): protein transport
Cellular component (GO): trans-Golgi network membrane; recycling endosome membrane
Source: RefSeq, a predicted model, not a curated record